AUGGAGUUUGUAUUACAUCUAACAGCUGAACGAUCAGUUGUAAGAGAGUCAUUGAAAGGAAUCAUAUGGUCAAUAUUCUUCCAACGAUUAUUUGGUCCUAUAACGCCAAAUUUGAAUGAGUUUUUUGAUAUCCCUUAUCCUUUUGCAUCCGAUCAGAAUGAUCUUGAUACGUUAAUUGAUCAAAAGAUAAAUGAAUUGAUUAAACGAGAUUUUGAAAACAUCGAUGAAGUCAAAUUAUCAUCAAUAAUGAUUCAAUUCUAUGAUCCUAAAACCGCCAAAUCAAGGAAAUCAAGUUGGUUUGGUCAAAAAGAUAAUACUGAACAUUUAAAAUCAUGGGAAUCAUGGAUUAUUAAAAUCAAAUGUUUACCUAUGAAUGUAACAUCAUUAUCAAGCACAACUAGUGAUUUGACCACAGCUAUUGGUACAGGUACCAAUACUAUUACCAGUUCAGAAACAGGUAUUAAUGAUAAGAAGAUCCAAGACCAGAAUAUCCUCACAUCGAUUGAAAGUUUUGAAGAGAACUUGAAUGAUAUCAUUGAUAUUGUUGAUAAUAAUAAAGAUCAUAUUCCACCCAUAACAUCAUUAGAUAGUUCACCAUUUCCUUAUGAGAUUAAAAAUAUAAUAGGUUAUAACACUGAGGAGUCAUGGGGGAAAUACAUCAAGAGAAUACUAGAUUGA
This is a messenger RNA of Yamadazyma jaroonii, 678 nucleotides long. Lineage: Eukaryota; Fungi; Ascomycota; Pichiomycetes; Serinales; Debaryomycetaceae. The record is from the annotation of a GenBank genome assembly.